Molecule: messenger RNA, 570 nt
Organism: Mycena citricolor
Lineage: Eukaryota; Fungi; Basidiomycota; Agaricomycetes; Agaricales; Mycenaceae
Source: the annotation of a GenBank genome assembly
GGUAGCAUGGACUCCACUGUCCGGUGCGUUUUCGCCUCCGCUGUGCUGGGUUGUCCAUCUUGGCUGAGAUCUCGGUCAUGUAGGCUGUGGGACUUGGCUGCCGGCAAAGCCCGUGUAACGUUGACGCACCACAAGAAAUCGGUCCGAGCGCUGGCCAUCCACCCGACCGAGUACUCGUUUGCAUCGGGAUCAGCCGGCGGGAAUAAUAUCAAGAAAUGGAAGUGCCCUGACGGCAAUUUCGUGUUCAACUUCAGCGGACACAAUGCCAUCAUCAAUACGCUCUCCGUGAAUGCGGAGGGUGUCUUCUUCUCUGGCGCGGAUAAUGGUAGCCUGUCGUUCUGGGACUACAAUACGGGAACGCCCUUCCAGACGAUGGAGGAUCUUCCCCAGCCUGGCUCGCUGGAAGCUGAGGCGGGCGUUUUCUGCUCGACGUUCGACAUGACCGGGACGCGCCUGAUUACGGGUGGGGCCGACAAGACAAUUAAGAUCUAUGCUGAGCAGACCGGGACGUCUUGAUGUUGUAAUUCGCUGUUUGUAUCCAUCGUUGGCAAGAGAAAAGAUUAUAUUUGA